AUGGCGGGACUAAACGUCGACGGACGCGUGCUCAAUCAUCCAGUCCAUGCCUUCCUUGCGCCAGUCAUCCCUCUCCACGGCGGUGCCGUCGAUGCCAAAGACGAUGUCGCUGCCCACCCCGGCCUCGCUGGCGGUGUCGUAAACGGGCCACGCGCCCAGGCCCGGCGCGCCGUUGGGGUCGAGGCCCACGAAGAAGUUGACCCACGCGGUCGACAUGGUCUUUGCGAGCGCGACGGCCUUGGCCGUGUACGCCGUGUCGUUGCCGCCAAAGGGGUUCGUGGCGUAGCCCAGGCCGUCGACGUUGUCAAAGACGAAGGCAACCUAGACGGGGUGGUGUGCGUGUCAGUCCUGGGAGGAGUCUCGUUUGGAAGGACGCGACGAUACGAGGGGGAAGGAAGGCUUACAUCUGAAAAGUGGGUUGAGCCGAUGUACUCCGGGGAGCCGUUCGGCGUGACGUCGAAGCGAGGCCUGGACAUACAUGUCUCCAAAGAAGGCCCCGCUGCGGCGCUGCUGCAGACCCCGCGCCACGGCAAUGGGCUCGCCGGGCUGGAUGACGUGCGGCCACGUCUCGAGGCUCGGGAUGCCGACGGCCUGGUCAUCAGGGUACAACGCCAGCGCCUCAUCCACAAGCUCCUCGUUGGUCUGCCCCGUCCUCUCCUCGGCGUGCGGCGGGAUGACGCUGCCCACGGCGUAUGCCAUGUCCUCGUCCGCGUUGACCGGCCCGCCGUUGGGUCCUCUGCCCUGCCCAAAGGCGGUUCCCUCAUCCGUGUUAGACCCGAUGAGGACGGGAACCUUGACAAAGUCCCCACGGGCGAGCUGGUUGGUGGCAAAGUCCACGAAGAAGUCGCCAUCCUUGAUGGGGAUGAAGGUGAAGGGCGGGCUCGUCACGUUGAGCACCGCGUUGAACUCCUCUAG
Colletotrichum spaethianum is the source of this 915-nucleotide messenger RNA. RefSeq lists its product as uncharacterized. NCBI's taxonomy places the organism in Eukaryota, Fungi, Ascomycota, Sordariomycetes, Glomerellales, Glomerellaceae. The record is from RefSeq and is a predicted model, not a curated record. The transcript is spliced from 3 exons. Bases 1 to 915 code for a protein of 304 amino acids.